Messenger RNA from Ruditapes philippinarum (Manila clam), 9273 nucleotides. Its product is annotated as cilia- and flagella-associated protein 47-like. The record is from RefSeq and is a predicted model, not a curated record. Gene Ontology annotation, molecular function: protein binding. The transcript is spliced from 56 exons. Bases 142 to 9258 code for a protein of 3038 amino acids. Lineage: Eukaryota; Metazoa; Mollusca; Bivalvia; Venerida; Veneridae.
AGCUGGACUCCGGGCAACAACUUGCCAAACAAUAUGGUGGAUGAGAUGUGAAAUUUACAAUUGUUCAAAUUAUAUAAACAAAACGAAUGGAAUAUACUCAUGACUUUUGAAUAAACUUUGAUCCACCAAUUUACAAUAAAAAUGGAUAGAGACGUUGCGGGGAUCCGAAUUAGCCCUGCAAGCGUUGAUUUUUAUGACACUGUACCAGACACUGUAGAACAGUUGAAUGUUACUGUUUACAACAUCAGUAAAGACAGCAAAAGCAUUCGAUUUUAUGCUCCAAAAACAAAGAAAUUUAAGCUAAAAGUUAAAAAUCCUGACAAGCCAGUAGCCUCUGGUUUAUCUGUGCCAGCAAUAGUUGAGUACACAAGCACUGAAGAUGGAGAGUUUAAAGACAGAAUUGUUGUUACAGUAGAUGGCGAAGUGGUUGAGAUACCUCUUGCUGCUUACCCUACCAAGCCUGUCCUUGAGGUUGACCAGUCUGUUGAUUUUGGAAAUGUUGUUGCUAACAGUAAAACUAUAGCAAGGGAAAUAUCACUGAUUAACCAUGGAUCAAAGGCAGGAGAAUUUAAGAUCAAAUAUGGAGGCAAUCAGCCUAUUGCAAUUAUGCCAACAAGUGGUUCAGUCCCUCCAAAAAGUGUACAGUUGAUAAAAGUGGAGUUUGUUACCAAAUAUCCAGGAAAGAUUGAAGAAGUUGUUAAGGUGAAACUAGAGGGGAAAGAAACUAGCCUCCUUCAUAUUCGUGCUAAUCUGGUAGAGCAGGCUUUACAAAUACUCUCACUAGAAACAGAGGAACCUAUUCGGUGUAUACCAUUUGGAAAUACUUACUAUGGAUCAGACAAAACUGAGUGUGCUCUGCUAUUUAACAAUGGUCCGGAACCUGUCAACUUUGUAGCAAUAUUAGAUGAAGAUGCCAUAGCACAGGAAAUGGGUAUUGAUUUAACCAGGAGUACAUUGAAAGCUCUUUCAGAUCAAGGGGACACAGGCAAAGUUCAAGGGGACACAAAUGAGCUUACAUCUCUUGUAACUGCCAUACCAAACCAGGGUAUUCUCCAGCCAUAUGAGAAAAUACCAGUCUUCUUUAGAUUUAGUCCUAGGUGGAAUGCCUCUAAAUCUGGCUUUAAGAACAAGAUCGUUCCCCCACCUAGGAAAGACUUUGCUCUGUUUAUGAAACUUCAGAUCAUAGGAUCAAGUGAAGGCUAUGAAAACCCAGGUGACAGAGUGGUUGAGGUGGCUAUGACAGGUACAGCUCUACCAGUACUUCUAGAUAUAUCUCCAGCAUGCAAGUAUGACUUCGGGGAGGUACCAGUAGGUGAACAUGCUGAUAUUCUGUGUACAUUAAAGAACAGCUCAGAUGUUUUACCUAUUACAUACCAGUUCAGGCGUAUUGCACAUUUCAUUGCACAUCCACCAAAUGGCAAGAUACAGCCUCUAGAUACACAAGAUGUCAUCUUUUCCUUUGCUCCAAACCAAGCAGGUUUCUUCAAGCCGCAGCAGAUGAUAGAUGUUAUAGGGCAUGUAGCAGAUAAUCGUAAUCCUACUCUGGCACAUCUACAGAUUAUACACACCAUGCCUGUACAUUUCAUGGGCCGUAGUGACCCAAUAACCAAACAUAGGAACCCAAAAUAUAAUCCUGGCCUAACACCUUACAUCAGUAAUGAAGUAGGUAUGUUUGUUGAUACAACAUUCUCAUCUCUCGGAGAUGAACCAAGGAACGCUGUAGCAGGAGGAAGAACGACCAAGUUACACAAACUAGCCAGAUCUACAAACAAAGAUGACUGGAACACCAAGGUUGCCUUUCCUAAUGACAGAGCACACAGUAUUAGACCCAGUGAUAGGAAAGAUGAGUACAACUAUGCUGAUUUUGUAUGGCCUGAUCAAGUGAAGUUAACACAGUUACGAUGCCCUUGCUGUCUUGUUAAACUGCUUAAUAAAUACAAAACGACUUCUGAUAAGAUAACCACUAUACCAAGUCAUGGGACAAUAUUUACACGUACGAAGCGUCACACAUAUAUUGACCCAGAUUAUGCCCAUAUAGAUGAUGAUGAUGUAAAGAAAUGGCGGCACCGUGACAGUUAUGUUCAACUUAUCAGAGAUAUGAAGGAGAAAAGAGUGAAUAAGAAAAAAGCAAGAGAGUUUCAUGAGACAAACACAUCAACUGAUAUAGGAAUCAAACCUGCUGCAGGUAUACGGCCAAAGAAACUUCUUCUUGAAGAAAUCAAACCAGAUCCUAAAGAGCCUGAUAGCCCUGCACCUCCUCCCCCAAAUGCAGAUUUCAAGUUACUCAGCAGUAAAAGUCUAUCAGCUACCAUGCAGUCAGUUACCAGUAAACCUGCUAAAGAUGGUUUAAAUGCUGUACCAACCACUCCUAAAGAGAAAAUGGACUGUUCUAAAUUCCUUUCCCCUCAAGAACAACAUCUGGUUGUCAUAGGUCCUCCAGUCCUUGACUUUGGUUCAGUAUGUUUGAGAUCAAUUUCUACAAAAUAUCUGGAGAUUGUAAACAACCUUGACCAGAAUGUCCUGGUUGUGGCAGAGAUUGACUGUAGAGAACUAAGACAAAGCAGCCCUCUAUCACAGGUGGUUCCUCCAAAAUCCAAAGCCAAUAUUCCUAUUAUCUUUGAAUCUAACCAGAAACAGAAGUUCCAGAGGUCAGUGACUUACACAGUUAACAACUACCACAAGCAUCAUGUGACCGUUCUAGCCGAGGUUGUACCUGUUGCCUUGGAACUUUCCACUGAUGAAUUGGUCCUUAAACCAUCAUUUGGUCUACCCAGUGAUGCUGGAUUCCGUGGUAUCAUCACUUUGUAUAACAAAUUGAACUAUCCUGCUGAGUUUACCUGGGCACCUAACCUAGGAGAGAAGGGAACGGCAUUCUCUAUCAGGCCGGCUACUGGUGUUGUUGAUCCAUUUAAAGAUCUUGACUGUGAGGUGGUAUGGCAUCCAUCUUUCCUGGCUCCCGAAGAUGGUUCUUUCUCUCUGAUGAUUCACAGUGGUAGUACGUUACAGCUGAAAUGCAAGGCAGAGCUUGGAACAACCAAUGUACAGUUUGUUGAGAGAAGGAUUAUGUUUGGACAGGUACCAGUUAAUCUGUGCACAACCAGAAAUGUACUUCUGGCAAACAUUGGACAGAAUCAUGCAUACUUCCAGGUGAAUGAUCCAAACCCAUUCCCAGGAUUACAGGUGAGCCCACUACAUGGUGUAGUCCCUGUAGGCGGGCAUGCUGAAUUACAGGUUAAGCUAACACCUGAUGCUAUACUGAAGUUUGAUACCCGGGUUCAAGUUGCGAUUAAGGGAGGAAAGAACCUUGAGCUGAGGAUGGGUGGAACUGUUGAACCGCCAACAGUAGAUAUUGAUCUGCCAAGUUUCAAUUUUGGAGGAGUAUACUGUGGUUCUGGGUCAACCAUCACAUUUAAACUCAUCAAUAGGAUGUUGACAAAGGCAAAGCUGGAGUUUGAUUUAUCAAGAUAUAAAGAUUUUAACCUCAACUUUCCUGGAUACCAAACUCAGGAGGACUAUACAUUUCAAGUAUUAAACCCAGGCAUGUUCUCUAUAACUCUACAACCAAGUGAAACUGUCGAAGGGGAACUUAUUUUCAUGCCAACUGAGGUUGCUGCAUAUGACUUUGAAUUGCCAACAAUUAUCAAUCACACAGGGGCACCAUCUCCUGCCCCCACCCCAUUUCCUCCAACCCCUGCCCCGUCAAACAAGAAUAGCCUGCAGCACAUCAUAAACCCCAAACCACAGCCGUACACGGUGCUUACACCCAGGAAGCAUGUGAUAGCAACAGCGCUAAGACAACCACUGCAGCUGUCUACCAACAAGAUAGAGAUGUUUGCACCAGCAUCAUUCUAUGAUACAACAAUACAAACAGGACAGAUGCAAUCUAAAGGCACUAUAUUUGUUAACAACAGUGACUGCAGUAUAAAAUGGGGAAUAGAUCUGAGGAGUAAUAACCCAGCUCUUGUGGAUGGAAUAUUUAAAUUCAUUCACCCGUCUGGAGCACCAUUCACCAACCCAACAGGGGAAGAAACAAAGGGUAUUGAAGGUGAUCUGAAACCAGGGGAGACACAACAAGUUGCUGUUAUGUUUUGCCCUAAGGAGCCUGGCAGGUAUGAAGUCCUGCUUCCAGUUAUCCUGAAUGACAACUAUGAGAAACCAUAUCAGUACCUUCAGGUUGUAGCAGAACUUAAGGCACCCAAGCUUUGGUUUGAUCCUCUAGCCAUAGUGCUAACACCAGUUCCAUUACAUACAGAAGUUAGCUCAGAGUUUAUCAUGUUUGCUGCACAGUUCAGAAAUCAAACAAAAAUCAUCGUGGAAACACCAACAAUUGAAUGUGAGGAUGGCACUAAGAUUUCACCACUCAAGGUCACUUUCCCAGAAAGUCAAGAGGUGAAGCCAUGUUGUGGUGAUGAGGGACAGAUAGAACCAUUCAGCCUCCCUUGUAAGAUCACAUUUGCUAGCCCUAAACCAGUCUCUUUUGCUGAGAAUGUUAUCUUUACAUUUGAUGGUUGUAAGAAACCAUUCAAGCUGAUGGUUACAGCAACAGCUGAUAAUUGCCUGAUGACAUGUUAUCCUUUCCUAGCUCUACAUAGAACAGAUCAUCAGAUUGUCUGUGAACAGGGUUCCACACCUAAAGGUCAGAAGACCAUCUCUAAGGAGAGCAUAAACAACCUAGGUGAGGCUGUAUUCAUACCAUGCCAGACCCCGAACCAGGCCAGCAGACCAAGCACUAGUGCUACCAGCUCCAAUUUCCAGGUCUCCUCAUCUAGUUAUGAGUCAUCUGAGAGUACAACUGACUCCACAGAUGGAAGCACACCAGUAAAUAGAGAUGGAGCCAAAAACAAGCCACCAUCUGGCUCAGACCAUCAAGUUGUUUCCCGCCAGAAUGACCUUGCAUCAAGGUCAUUAGGGUCAGCCAUGUUUCCAGAUGAAGAUUCUGAAGAAGGCAUCUUCCACAUGGAGGUGUUAUUGGCUGUACAGAGAUGGUUCUCUGCCCAGGGUUGGCCUGGGGGACCAUUCCCUAUCACCAUACCUCAUUCUCUAAGAAUGGGUUUAUGUUCCACUCUGGAAGAAAGUGGUAUCAGUCGUAAACCUGUGGAAGAGGAGAAAGGACCCAAGGCAGGUAGUUGGGACACAAAUAACUUGAAGAAAGAGUUCAAGACCAUCUAUGACAUGAUCAGUAACCUGGCUGGCAGACCUGUGCCAGGUAUUCCACUGAAUGGUCACCUACCGUCAGACCCGGUGGAAAGAGUUAAACAAAUAUUCUGGCAGCAUUCAACAUUGCUUACAUUCUUGAGAUGUCAGGGUGCAUGUGUUGCCUCAGUGAAACCGGAGUACCUGAUGGAUCCCCGUGACUAUCACCUCUGGAAGCAGAUUCAGGCUGAGUUUAGGUUAGAGUUGGAACGUAAAGGUGACUUUGAGCAGGCAGCAGCAUACGUUAUAGAGGAGGAGUUAGAAGAUGACGUGUUUGAAGCUGUAUCUAAACGUGCAUGGACUGAUAUACUUCUACAAAUACUCAAGACCCUUGUCCUGGCCAAGGUCACACCAAGAACAUUGAAGAAUACCCCAUCCCCUGACAAGAACAUUAGUAUGCCAGAGAUAAACCCUGAUCCAUUUAGUAGUAACAUAUACAACAUGGGAGAGAGAAUUGUACUGGCCUGGCUCAACCAUCAUUAUGAACAUUACAGGCAGAAAGUGUGGGCCAACUGUGAAAAAGGUGGAGUUCCUCCUGCAAGGUGGAUUGUCAACUAUGACUUUGAUUUGCUGGAUGGUUUGGUAUUAGGGGCUGUACUAGGAGCUCAUAUGCCUUUCUUGAUAAAGACACAUCUUGAGGACAUGUACACUAGACCAGCAUCAGCAGAACAAUGUUUACAUAAUGCUCUCAAGGUGACCAAUGCUAUGAGAUAUGCUGGUAUAGACUAUGACAUCCAGGCUAUAGACAUUACUGAUCCAAACCCCAUAGCACUGCUGCUAUUGUGUACUCAUCUAUACCAGCGCCUGCCACAAUACCUUCCUAAAGCUACGGUAGAAUUCUCGGGACCACUUCAUUAUACAGUAUCAAGACAGGUGAAAUUGAGCAAUCCAAGUGGAAAACCAUUGGUAUACCAAAUUCUGCUAGCAGGCCAUGAUGCCAGAGACUUUCGAGUUCCAAAGGGUGACUUUGUAUCUAUCCCACCCAAGUCUACAUUACCCCUGGGUGUAGAGUUUACUAGCAGGUUCCUGAGACCAGCUGAGGCUAUUCUGGUCUUAGUUGGACGUAGACAGGGGUCUGCCAUCGGAUCAACACUCACUUUCAGCUUGUGUACACAGGUGGAAAAUAUUGCUCCAAAGAAAGUAAUCAAGUGUGAGUCUCCCUGCUAUGAGCUUGAGAAGAUUACCCUCGAGGUUACAAACCCAUUCAGUGAAUCUGGAGAGUUUAGGAUUGUACUGGUGGAGGCAAGUGGCGCCUUGCUGGAUCCUAGCAAGAACUCUGCAAUACUGAAACGUAGAGAGAGAAAGAAGAAAAGGAUCAAGUCAAAGAUUGAUUCAGGUAUUGUAAGACCUGAGACUCCGCCCUCACCUCCCCCGAAGAUCUCGGACACUCUACAGAUGCAGAAAGAUGAUGAUGAAAAUAUGAUGAGUGCUUUCUACAGUCCAAUAUCCAGUGUUUACCUGGAUGCUAACUCCAGUACAACUAUUGAGAUUCACUUCCUACCCUUCAAUGUAGGAGAGCGUCAGUGUUCUGUGAUCUUCCUGAAUGAGGAAGUGGGAGAGUUCCUGUAUUCUAUUGAGGCGAAGUCAACCAUGCCACUUCCUGAUGUUGUUCCAUUUGUGAAAACAACACAUAGUGUUAGAAUAAGCAGUGCUGCUGCUGCAGGUACAGGAAAGGGUUUAUUUGGAGGUGAUGAUCGUGUGGUAUACUGGAAAUGUGAGGCAGGUCAGGAGUUACAGGAAUAUCUAACUGUACCAUUUAGUAACCAAGCACGAGAAAAAGCUCUCUUGAUGGCUUCACAACAGCAUAUGACAGACAUAGAGUUUUCACGUCGUGUUGCCACGGGCACACUGCACUGUAGCAAUGUGGCUGCACAAACUAUCACGAAAUUAUCUAGCGAUCCUCAAACUGCCAUCAAGAAGGCUAAAGAACGAGGACCUCGUGGACAGACAUACAGAGUUGAGGUAGAUUCCAGUCAUUACAAACUGCCAGAUAAAUUGUUUAUUCCUCCAUCAGGUGAAAGGUCACAGAGUGCACCAACUGGCAAGAAUGUCUAUAUAGCAUCACCAAACAGGCAUGGACAGAUUGAAAUUCCUGUGAAAUUUUAUGCUGAGGAUCCUGGUCACUACCCGUGUGAGAUAAUUCUGCGAGGUACUGACGAUGUUAGAGUAUUCAGGAUAGAAUCUACAGUAAACCCAGAGGGCAGCACUGCUGAAAUCAACUUUACUUCACCAGUACAUCAAAAUGUUACACAGGAAAUACCACUGGUGAAUAUGACAAACCAUGACUGGCCAUUACAAGCUCAUAUCACAGGAAAUGGUUUCCAUGGUCCUUCUAGUAUUCUGGCCAAGGCAUACCAGACAUCCAAAUAUCCUCUUGUCUUUAGACCACAGAAUGAAAAUCCUGUCAGUGGCAAGCUAGUUUUAAUUAAUACAGAGGAUGGUACAGAGCAUGUGUUCCAUCUGAAUGGUACCGCAGAGAAACCUCUGGCCCUGGAACAUGUCGUCCUCAAAUCACAGGUCAAGAAAACGCUAACCUAUGAAUUAAAAAUACCUAAUGUGACAAGAAAGAAGCUUUGCUACAAGGUUGAGUCUGACCUGCCAAUAGUGAGUGGGAAUCAGUCUUUAAAUGUGUUGGCUGGUCAACAAGCCAUGUACAAGAUGACAGUAGCUCCGGUGAGACGUGGAGUAUUUAAGGGUGUGAUAGCAUUUGUCGCUGGCAAAAACCCUGUUGUUGAGGUUGACAGUGAUGGUGACGAGAUGCCAGAUGAAGACGAGGAGGCGAGACAGUUCUACGGUUAUCGUGUAUGGUACUCAUUAGAGAUACAUGUGAAGCCUGCACCUCCAGAACGUAUCCUCGAGGUCACCUGUGCUUGUCAGAAGAAACAAUUAUUAGAGGUGAUUGUAAGAAACCCUACACAGAAUGAUGUCACUCUAGAAGCUACAAUAACAGGUCGUAACCUGUCAGGUGCCCCAUCUAUUACACUACCAGCUGGUUCCAAAGAUGUGUAUACAUUACAGUAUGCACCAGCUGUCAUAGGACAAACUAAGGGCAGUUUAAUAUUUUACCAUGAGAUGGUUGGAGAAUUUUGGUAUUUAUUGAAAUUGUUGGCAGAGUCGCCCACACAAACAACAUUACCGCACAUGCAGUGUGAACUGGGCCGAUGGACAAAACAGAAUGUAUUACUAGACAACCCUACAGACGAGACUCUAGAACUGAUCCCAACAGUUUCAAAUACAAAUAACUUCUCCCUUGAACGUGACAAUGAACGACCUAUAGUUCUAGCACCUCAUUCUAAACUUGAGAUACCAUUACACUUUAUGCCUUCGACCCUGGGAGAGGGUGACCAUCUUGCAAAGAUUUGCUUCCUUAGUGAACAGCUUGGAGAAUGGGUGUUUGUGGCAUCUGGCACUGGACUUUUACCACAGACACAAGACCCAGUGAGUGUGUUCACUGUGGCAGGCUCUAACACCACACUUAUAAUACCAUUCAGGAAUCCCAUGGACCAAGCUGUAUUAUGUGAGGUCAUGCUGAGAGAUAAGAACUCAACUCUUGAAGAAACUUUAGAAAAUGAAAAGUCAGAGGACAACAAUCCCUUCUGUUUGCUGCUCAAACGUAAAGCAGGUAUCCGGGUGGGUCCAAAAUCAACCCUAGAUAUCCCAGUAUGCUUUGCUCCGACAGAGAUGAAAAUGUAUGAGGCUGUAUGUACAGUGAUAGUUACCAGAGAAGAUGGUGAGAAAUGGCAGUAUGCUCCGAGAGAUACACAAGGAUAUCAGUUAUCAAGGACAGGAAGUGAAGGGGUCAUUGAGGUACGCUGGAUAUUCCCUAUCCAGGGUAUCCCAGAAUCCCAUCCAAUAAAAGAGUCUUUUGGAGCUAUAAUUGAGUGCAAGGCAAGAGAUAGGCUUGAAGAAAGGUUAGAGGUCACAUUAGCUGGUGUUGCCCCAGUAACCUCGGGUCCACAGAGGUCAAUCUAUACAAGAUCCAUUACUCCAAAGAAUGAAUCACCAAAAUUACCUGAUGGAAUUGUUGUUGGAGAAAGUAAGAAAUUUAUGGGUUUUUUUUUCUAACAUAUUUAAACAGUU